AUGACCAAAAGCCGAGAAGAAACAGACAACUCCACUGUGGAGUCUAUUGGAUGGGUACAGGCAGAUUAUAAUCAGAUAAAGCCCCUCCCAUGUGGACUUGCGAUUCUCCCUGUCUAUGCCAAUGGAUCUGUCUUAAGCCCAGAAUUGCUCAACCUCACUGACAAGUUCGCAAAUGGUAUUUCUAUGGUUGCUUCGCUACCCUUCACUCUCUCUUACCCAACUCUUGCAGCUGCGAUUCACAUGUUCGUCAAUGCCUAUAAGAACGUCCUUGCUGUUGCUGUUAUCUCUGUUGUAUCUACUGAGAACGCUACUUUUCUUGCCUCUAAGGAAAGAGGGAAAAAGGACGAGCCUGGCGGCGAGUUAGACGAUGACUUGGGCUUUAGUUUGUUUGACUACAUUCGUUGUUAUCAAGACUCAAAAGCUAUCUUGUUUGGUUCGAGGAAACAAGAUUUCAGCAUUCCAACAACUAGGUUCACAAUGUCCUCAAAUCAGACGAAGUGA
Molecule: messenger RNA, 501 nt
Organism: Asparagus officinalis (garden asparagus)
Lineage: Eukaryota; Viridiplantae; Streptophyta; Magnoliopsida; Asparagales; Asparagaceae
Product: 60S acidic ribosomal protein P0-like
Exons: 2
Coding region: 1-501 (166 amino acids)
Biological process (GO): cytoplasmic translation; ribosomal large subunit assembly
Cellular component (GO): cytosolic large ribosomal subunit
Molecular function (GO): large ribosomal subunit rRNA binding; structural constituent of ribosome
Source: RefSeq, a predicted model, not a curated record